ACUCAUAUUCCACUCCUCUUUUAUUGGUCGUGCCGGCACCAAAAACAAGGGUAGGAUAUCCCGUUUCCUGGCCAACAAAUGCUCCAUUGCCUCGAGGAUAGAUUGCUUUACAGAAUUUCCGACUACAUUAUUCGGCCAGAAGCUGAAAGACCAGGUUGAAGAGAGACUCAUAUUCUACGAUUCAGGCUCAAUCCCUCGCAAGAACACUGUUGUUAUGAAGGAAGUGAUCACCUUAUUAAAGGAGCAGCGUCUCUUAGCAUUGCCCCAGGGUAGUAGUAGCACUGGGACUCCUGGGACUGAGAAAAAGAAGAAGAAAAAGAAAAGACAGCGAGAAGAGGAGGAGGAGGAGGUUGUCAAAGAGAUUGCUGAAGUUGAAGAAGACGUGACAACAAGUAUCAAGGAAAAGAAAAAAAAGAAAAAGAGAAAGAGAGAGGAGGAAGAUGAAGAGGAUCUUACUGCUGCUCCUCCCGUGGAUGUUGAGUCAAAAAAGAAAAAGCGGAAGUCUCACUCCUAGGACUGUGGUGUACAAUAUUUCUUCUUAGUUUAGAUAAUAUUUCAUUUCUGAAAAAUGAUUAAUGAUUUGCAAAGUUCAAGAGGUGUGGCUGCUGGUACAGUGGUGAUGGGUUGGGCUGUUGUAAGUACCAGUACUAUUUAUAAAGCCUUCAACCGCAGUAUCGCCUACAAUUAUCAUUUGGUGGAUUUUUAUCAAAAGUCGAAAAGAAGAGAGUCCUAUACAAUGAAUGGGCUUACGCCUAUACUAUUAUUAGCUGCUAUUACAGUGGUUGCUGCAAGCAAUUUUUCUUCGCCCGUUGGGUGCUUGCUGGAGCGUACGAGGAACACCACAGGCUGCAAAGAGGAGGACAAGGUCCGAAUGUAUCACUUCAGCCACAAGAAGAACCGCUGCAGAGGUUAUAUGACCUGUACCAUAGAACAUGAUGUCACUGGGAAUGUGUUUCUAAGCAGAGAUGAAUGCAACAGCCAUUGUCCUGCAACCAACUGUACAUUGCCAGUAGCUCCUGCCAACGGUUACCAGAAUUGGGUCAACGUUAGCAACAGCAACGAAAUAAAACUUCAAAUAUUUUGCAACGACGGUUUCAUAAUGAAUGGAUCCAGCGAGAGACUUUGCAUGCACAACGGAUCCUGGACUGGCUCCCAACCUCAAUGCAAGUGCCAAUUACCACCUGUACCAAUCAAUGGUGCCUACCAGGAGCUAACAACCAACAGCUUCCUUCUUCUUAAAUAUUCUUGCAACGAAGGCUACAACCUCAUCGGACCAUCGGAGAGAUCCUGCGGUAGAGACGGAGUUUGGAGUGGAGAGGAACCAAAAUGCAUUAACCCUGAAAAUAUCAGGUGUCCUGAACCUGAAGACAUACCCAAUGGACGGAAACUAGUCCUUGGUUACUCGGUCGGCAACUAUGUUGCAUACAGCUGCGCUACAUCCUACGUCCAUGUGCUGGGGAGUUUAUGGAGGAGCUGUUUGAGCAGUGGUGAAUGGUCAGGAGAGCCACCGCAGUGUGGAAGGCCUUUCAUAACUUACGAUGAUAAGAUUGUUGAAAAUGGAAAAGUUGAGACAAGAAAAGGAGAGAAAAAUGUUCAGAUAAAAUGCAAAAUGGAUCCAUACUUUCCAACGGGUGCUGUCGUCGAAUGGGACCGUCCAGAAAAUGCAAAAUCCAGCAAUUCAAGUUGGGUAGAGAACAAGACUGCAUUUGCACUUCAGUUCAAUGUUGUGGCUGUGUCAGAUGCUGGAGACUAUACCUGCUCAAUCAAGAUUAAUAGUUUCUUGAACAGGAAUAUUAGAAGAAGGAUAGCUGUCCGUGUAUUAUCAAGAGAAAAGUCGUGCUCUCCUCAUGCAUCAACACAUCCAAUGUACCUCAAGACUAUACUGCCUGGACGAAUAGAUCUCAUCGGGUUCUUCAGUGGCUGCCCCAAGCCUACAGUUCAGUGGUACAAAGAUGACGUUUUAUUAACAAACACGAGUAGAAUCAGCAUCACUGAUAAAGCACUGACUAAUAAGAACUAUACAUUCAGUGUACUGGAGAUAAGGAAUCCAAUCACCUCAGAUUUUGGCUUGUAUCGCGUUGUAGCCAACAACACUGAAGGAGUCUUAGCAUACGAUGUUGCUGUAAACGUUCCACCAUACUAUAAUCCACAAUCCAAGAGGAAGAGAUCUAUUGAUGCACCAGACAAUGAUGUCGCUUCAUUAUGCACUACUAACAACACAGUUGUGUUUGUCGGUAGCAUACGUCGCUCCACAGAAGACAUGUCAAUCGUCAUGGUAAAGAGAUUGCUACCAAGUUCUCUAAAAGUAGAAAAGAGACUAAAAACCAACGAAAUGAUAAAGGUUCAUCAUCCCUACGGAAAGGAGAGAUUAAGAGGGAAAGAUGACCAUGUAUUUAUUGUUAAAAAAUACAGCAGUGAUGCCGGAGUGGAUUUCAUGCUUAACAGAGUGUACCCAACAGAUAUUGAGGCUGAUCUUGCUCAUCUCUGCACAAACUAAAUGUAUAAUUAUCAUUAUAUUGUUAUUAUUAUCCAUCAUUAAUUUUUGAUCUCAGAUAUUGUACAAUAUUAUUAUUAUCAUUAUUAUUAUUAUUAUUAUUAUUAUUAUUAAUAUUAUUGUUAUUAUUACUACUACUAUAAAACUUGCUUGGCAGACCUCUUAAUUUCUUAUUAUUUUUAUUGUCUUUUCCUUGUUAAAAGUAGCACACUGUAAAACUGUAUACAAUCUUUACUAUGUAAUAAUAAUUAUUAAUUUUUAAA
Amphimedon queenslandica is the source of this 2757-nucleotide messenger RNA. Its product is annotated as nucleolar protein 56-like. The record is from RefSeq and is a predicted model, not a curated record. NCBI's taxonomy places the organism in Eukaryota, Metazoa, Porifera, Demospongiae, Haplosclerida, Niphatidae. The transcript is spliced from 11 exons. Gene Ontology annotation, molecular function: snoRNA binding. Gene Ontology annotation, cellular component: small-subunit processome; box C/D methylation guide snoRNP complex. Bases 569 to 2497 code for a protein of 642 amino acids.